Messenger RNA from Ichthyophthirius multifiliis, 1005 nucleotides. RefSeq lists its product as hypothetical. The record is from RefSeq and is a predicted model, not a curated record. Gene Ontology annotation, biological process: protein geranylgeranylation. Gene Ontology annotation, molecular function: Rab geranylgeranyltransferase activity. Gene Ontology annotation, cellular component: Rab-protein geranylgeranyltransferase complex. Lineage: Eukaryota; Ciliophora; Oligohymenophorea; Hymenostomatida. The transcript has a single exon.
AUGGACCAUAAAUAAUAACCAAUAAACAAUAAACCAUUUUAUCGCGAAGCACAUAUUUAAUAUUUAUUAUCCCUUGAAAAUUCCAAAGACUUAGAGUCGAUAGGUUAUUAUUUAAGCGAACACCUUCGUUUAGGGGGCGCUUAUUGGAGUAUUAAUGCUUUAAAAUGUUUAAAAGUCGAACUUCCUGAAGAAAAGCGAUUAUAAUUAAUUUCUUGGGUGAAAUCUUGUCAAAAUGAAGAUGGUGGAUUUGGCGGAAACAUUCUACAUGAUUCACAUUUGACAUCUACACAUUAUGCAGUUUUAGUUUUGAUUUUAUUAAAAGCCUUAUAGGAAAUUGAUGCCGAAAAAGUAGUUUAAUAUAUAAAAACUUUACAAAAAGAAGACGGUAGUUUUAUGGGAGAUAAAUGGGGAGAAGUGGAUACUCGUUUUUCUUAUUGCGGUUUGAGCUGUUUGGCUUUAUUAAAUAGACUGGAGGAGGUUAAUGUUAAAAAGGCAUGCGAGUUUGUACUUUUAUGUAGAAAUUUUGACGGAAGUUUCGGCGGAUAGCCAGAUGCAGAAAGUCAUGGGGCGUAUGUUUUCACAGGAGUAGGUGCUUUGAAAAUUGGAGGUUUUUUAAAUAGUAUCGAUAAAGAUGCUUUGGGGUAUUGGCUUAGUGAAAGAUAGACUAGCAAAGGAGGAUUUAAUGGUAGACCGGAAAAAUUAGCAGAUGUAUGUUAUAGUUGGUGGAUUUUUUCGGCUUUUAAAAUGAUUAAAAGAUAGUAAUGGAUUGAUUGUGGGAAUUUAGAGUAAUUUAUAAUAGAUUGUUAAGAUGAAAAAGGAGGAAUUGCGGAUAGACCGGAUAAUUGUGUUGAUGUUUUUCAUUCGUUUUUUGGAAUUGCGGCUUUAAGCUUACUUGAUGGGGAAAAAUAUUAGUUAGAUUAAAUUGAUCCCACUUUUGCGUUACCGAAGAGUGUUUUAAGAAAUUAGUUCUAACAUUUAGUUUAUUUGGUAGAUGAUGAUUGUUGA